This is a messenger RNA of Euleptes europaea (tarantolino), 1056 nucleotides long. It is a transcript of the gene NAXD, whose product is annotated as NAD(P)HX dehydratase. Gene Ontology annotation, molecular function: ATP-dependent NAD(P)H-hydrate dehydratase activity. NCBI's taxonomy places the organism in Eukaryota, Metazoa, Chordata, Lepidosauria, Squamata, Sphaerodactylidae. Gene Ontology annotation, biological process: metabolite repair. The transcript is spliced from 10 exons. The record is from RefSeq and is a predicted model, not a curated record. The coding region runs from base 50 to 1018 and encodes 322 amino acids.
UGGGGGCAGGGGCACCUGUGUGGUCGUAGCGCUGGCCUCGGUGGCAAUUAUGGUCUGGCUCCACUAUGCAAAAGUUUUAGAGAGAUCAUUUUCAGUGCACAAAUCUCAUUCUAUAAAGGAUAUGGAGAAUAUAUUUCAGUUGGUGAGAAAUGUUAUUCCUCCUUUAACUGCCAAAAAACAUAAAGGCCAAGAUGGACGAAUAGGGAUUGUUGGAGGAUGCCAAGAGUACACAGGGGCACCAUAUUUUGCUGCAAUUUCAGCUCUCAAAGUGGGUGCAGACCUGUCCCACGUGUUUUGUACCAAAGAUGCCGCAACUGUAAUAAAGUCUUACAGCCCAGAACUAAUUGUUCAUCCAGUUCUUGACAGCCCUGAUGCCGUUCACGAGGUAGAAAAGUGGUUACCACGACUACACUCAGUUGUCAUAGGGCCUGGAUUAGGGAGGGAUGACAUACUGCUUGAGAAUGCCAAGGGUAUUAUAGAAAAGUCCAAGGUCAAAGGAAUCCCCAUUGUAAUUGAUGCUGAUGGUUUAUGGCUUAUUGCCCAGCAGCCUUCUCUUAUUCAGGGUUACCCUAGAGCUAUUCUUACUCCAAAUGCUAUGGAAUUUAGCAGACUAUAUGAAGCUGUGCUUAGAGACCCUGUAGAUAGUAAUGAUCAUCAUGGGUGUGUGCUAAGACUCAGCCAAGCUUUGGGGAAUUUGACAGUUGUUCAGAAAGGAGAACGAGAUCUUAUUUCAGAUGGAGAAAAAGUGCUUGUAUGUAGCCAUGAAGGAAGCAGCAGAAGGUGUGGUGGACAAGGGGAUCUCCUCUCAGGGUCUCUUGGAGUCCUAGCACACUGGGCCUUCCUUGCUGGACCAGAAAAAACAAAUGGUCAAAAUCCUUUUCUAGUGGCUGCAUUUGGAGCAUGUUCGCUUACAAGGCAGUGCAACAACCAAGCCUUCCAGAAAUUUGGACGGUCUAUGACAGCCUCUGACAUGGUUUUAGAAAUUGGAGCAGCCUUUAAUAAACUCUUUGAAACCUAAGACCAAAGCAACAGAGGAGGAAGGAACACACAAUGUUG